Molecule: messenger RNA, 3953 nt
Organism: Fundulus heteroclitus (mummichog)
Lineage: Eukaryota; Metazoa; Chordata; Actinopteri; Cyprinodontiformes; Fundulidae
Gene: msl2b
Product: MSL complex subunit 2b
Exons: 3
Coding region: 1069-2868 (599 amino acids)
Cellular component (GO): MSL complex
Molecular function (GO): ubiquitin protein ligase activity
Source: RefSeq, a predicted model, not a curated record
CAGCGCCCCCUUGUUUGUGUGUGGAGAAGCAGCACAGCGGCUAAUGAUAGCAACGGACACUACCGGGAAAAAUAAUUUAAUAUUGUGUUCUCUCACACUCUUGUCGUCCAGUAAAAGUUGCGAAAGGAGUUGUUUUUCCCGUUCCUUGCUACAUUUUUCACCGGGACCGAAGGACUCUUUUUAAUCCCGCGGACGGGGGACGCGGCCUGCUUAUGUAGCCGGCUUCCCGGUGCUCCUCAGGCGGCUUGCGCUGUCAGGAGAGCCCGGUGCUUCCGCUCGCUUGUUUUACCUCCGCCGCGACAGAACCAGCGGAGCUUUUUUUAAAUUAUCUCUGCUGUCGCUGGUUCCAUACCAGGCGUCAAUGGUUUCACCGGCCCCACUCUCGGAGCCGCCGGUGCCGGCGUUUGUCGCCUGAAAGGCGGAGCGGCCUGUUUUGUUUUUCCCCCCACCGAGCCGCCAUGAAUCUCCGCGAACAAUAAACACAACCAUAAAUAACUGCGCCUGCCGUCGCCGAGCGGAGGGUUUCCUCUGGCCGCACCAUGCGCCACAAGCUGCGGGGAACACGGCAGGGACACGCAUGUGGAUAAAGGGCUUCCCGCGUCGGAGCUCGCCGCCAGCAGGAGCGCUUCAUCAUGGGGGUUUCGGAGCGACUUAACCGGCUGAAAGCGGCGCUUUGAGGCGGAGGAGAAGGAGGCUCCGCUCCGGACUUCUGCUUUUCCCCCCUUAAAUCUGUUUCAUGCGGACAGCAAACCUAAACGCUGUGUGCAUGGUAGGGCCUUCCAGGAGCUCCGGGACCGGGGGCAGCACGCCGCGGGUGGACGGGCUGGGGAACCCGGCUUCCUCUCGUUUAUGUGGGCUUGUUCACCGACGGAGAACCGACUGAGCCUGGUGCCUCCGUCUAUGCUCUCCCCGGAGCCGCCGGACUCCCAUCACACAGAUUUUUACCUCACGGAAAGCGGGAGUUGAUCGGGGAAUUUGUGUGUUUUUUUUUUUCUUUGGGGGGUUGUUUUUUUUUUAAGUGUUUUAACGUACUGAUCCACUUUAACGGACCGGAGCCUGCCAGCUGCGAUGAACCCGGUGAAUGCGACCGCUCUCUACGUGUCGGCGAGCCGCUCGGUGCUGCAGUGCGACCCCCGGGAUCCCCGGGAGCUGGCGGAGCUCUGCAAGGUGCUGCCGUUCUUCCGCCAGUCGCUGUCCUGCCUGGUCUGCGGUAACCUGCUGCAGGACCCCAUCGCUCCCACCAACUCGUCAUGCCAGCACUACGUCUGCCGCGGCUGUAAGGGCCAGAGGAUGCAGCUGAAGCCGUCCUGCAGCUGGUGCAAGGACUACACCCGCUUCGAGGAGAACCGGCAGCUCUCUUUGCUCGUCCACUGUUACAGGAAGCUCUGCCUCUACAUCACCCAGUCCCCGCUGGCGCCGCACCUCGCCAGCGCCGCCAGCGACUCGCCGGACCUCCAGGCCAUCCUGGAGGAGGGCCUGACGUUGGCUGAGAGCGAGCUGGAGGCGGAGGACGUCUCCGACUCGGCCUCGCCGUCUCAGACCGCCUCCACCUCCGAGGGGGUCCAGUCCGACGAGGCUCCGCCCUCCACGGAGGUCAAAGACGAGGAGCGGAGCCCCGCCGCCGUGAACGGCCUUCAUGACUGUAACGGGCUGGUCAGUUCGGACUCGCUGCAGCCCGUCGCCGUAGACACGGGCGGGGGCGUGGCCAAGCGGGAGAGCUUCCCAGAGGAGAUCCCGGUGUGUGUGAGCGUGGCGGCCAGCGGGGAGGCCGGGCUCUGCGACAUCAGCACUUUCGGGGACGACCUGAAACACGGCGGGGGGCCUCUGCUGCUGAGCGUGGAGGACGUUCUCAGGACUCUGGAGACGGACGCCGAGCCCGACGCCACGGCCGAGCCCGCCCCCCACCAGGACUACCACCCAUCAGUACCUCAGGCCGGCCUGAACGGGCCGCAUCGCCUCGACCCCUCCUGCCUCAUCCUGGACAGCGGCCCCCGUCUGCCCCACCCCCACCUGCUGCCUCCCCCGCAGCCCUCCACAGGCACCCCCCACGGGCCCCCGCGCUGCCACCGCAAGCGUUCCCGCUCAGAAAGCGACAGCGAGAAGGUGCAGCCCCUCAACAUUACCAGCCUUUUGCGGGGGCCCACACUCGGUGCCAUCGGCGCCCCCCACCACCCCAUUAACCCCGUUGCCACCACCAAACAUGAGCCCAAGUUCUCUGCCGCCACCCCGCACCCCCACCUCUCUCCCGUCCCCAACGGCGGCCCCCCAAAGGUGGGCAAGACUGUGCUGGUGCCCAACAAGGCUCUUAAAAAAACUAUGGAGCACCACGGGGCCAACAAGAAACCGUACGCAAAGGCCCGGCAAGGGGCCCCCAAACCUCGCACACAACCCCGUGACCGAGUGCCCCCACACCCCCACGCCCACCCGCUCUCUCACCCUCCGAGCCCCUCGAAGCCGCUGUACAAGAAACCUGUGGAGAAGAAGGGCUGCAAGUGUGGCCGGGCUACGCAGAACCCCUCAGUGUUGACCUGUAGGGGGCAGCGUUGUCCCUGCUACUCUAACCGCAAGGCGUGUCUGGACUGCAUCUGCCGCGGCUGCCAGAACUCCUACAUGGCCAACGGCGAGAAGAAGCUGGAGGCCUUCGCCGUGCCGGAGAAGGCCCUGGAGCAGACCCGCCUCACGCUGGGCAUCAACCUCACCAGCAUCACGGCGGCGGCCCUCCGGACCCCCGCCGGCGGCUCCCCGGGCGGCACCCUCCUCAACGUCACCACGGCAACCGGCGCGCCCGUCUCCGCCGCCUUCCUGUCGGGGGCCGGCCACGACAACCGGGCCUUCGAGGAUUCACUGGAAAUGCGGUUUGACUGUUGAGGUCCCCCCCCCCAUCCCCCAGCCCCCCCCACCUUCCUACAUUCCCAGGUGGACCUGCAGCGGCGGAGCCGGAACAAGGCAGCUACAGCGACGGGCGGUCAGAGCAGAAGAAGAAGAAGCAGGAGGACAGAGGUGUAGCGUUACUUUAUGUGCUGACAUUUGCUUUCAGUGAGAAUAGUUUCCUUUCUGUCGCUCUCUCUGCCUCGGGUAACCUGUGGAGGUGAGCCCCCCCCACCCCAUCCCUUCCCACCCCGGUUUGGAGACAGAGUCACCCACGUCAGACUGGUGUAAUUCACAGAAGACGUGAUUUUUUUCUACCCGGACGCAUCAGUUGAACGUUUUGUAAGCCAAUCAGGAGCAGAUCUGCAGUCAACCAGGAGGUUUUCACGUUGCUGAGGGCCGAUGGGAGCUGUGCCGGAGCACCAAGCACCACGGCUACCAUACUAGCUUCUCACCUGCUUAGCUGUAGAGCCAGGAUGUGAAUUUUAACACCACCAGCCAAGGUUUAAUAUGCCUGUUGAAUGUUUAUACUCUGUGAGCCACUCAAGCUACUAAAUAUUACUAUGAGAUGUUGUAUACUUACAGAAACAUGUAUUUAAGUAGUAAAAUUGUGAAUUUUAAGUCUGGAGGAAAAACAAGAAUCCCUGGUUUGCUGUUUUUUAAAUGUCGUCAUUUGUGUGUUUGUGAACAUGAAGCACUUUCUCACACUGGUCACACAGCGUAGAAACACACCGUGUUGCUUAUCUGCUCUUUGCGUGUCUGAAGUCUCUGGUUGAUUGCAGACGACGCUGGCUGGAGGAGACCGCUCCGGCUCUCCUCCCGUUCUUCCUCCGUCUCCUUUGCAUCAAACAGCGUCUGCGGUAUUUAUUCUCCCUCCAACGCCAGUCCCACCUCGGGCGUCCCGGUCCGGCCCGCUCUGCCCGGCGGCUCCUACCGGUUCUGUCUCGGUUCAGUUGCAGCCGCCUUCUUUAGUGUUUGUUUCCGGUGUCUCCAAACUGUUUUUGUUUGUUUCUCCCUCUGGGCAUUUAAAUAACUGUAAUAUAACUGUAACAUAUUUCCAUAAAAAAGAAAUGAAAAUCAGAAAA